AUGGCGCUGCGCGCGGUGCGGAGCGCCUGGAGGGCACGCUCCCUCGCCCGGGCCUUCCGUGGCGGAGCCGAAGCCGGUCCCGUCUCCCAGGACUCGGGCGCUUGGCGCGUUUUCUCAGGCAUCCAGCCCACAGGAAUUCCGCACCUGGGUAACUACCUGGGGGCCAUCGAGAGCUGGGUGCGGCUGCAGGAGCAGCACCGCUCGAUGCUGCUGUGCAUUGUGGACCUACACUCUCUCACCCUGCCCCAGGACCCGGCCGUGCUGCGCCAGAGUACCCUGGACAUGGCGGCCGCCUUGCUGGCCUGCGGCAUCGACCCAGGCAAGUGCAUCCUCUUCCAGCAGUCCCAGGUGCCUGAACAUGCAGAAUUGAAUUGGAUCUUGGGCUGUCUGAUCCGAUUGCCACGGCUCCAGCACCUGCCUCAGUGGAAGAUGAAGAGCGCCAACAAGAGGCAGGAUGGAAGCGUGGGUCUCUUCACAUACCCGGUGCUCCAGGCUGCAGACAUUCUGCUGUACAGGUCCACACAUGUCCCCGUCGGUGAGGACCAGGUCCAGCACAUGGAAUUGGCCCAGGACGUCGCUGAAAACUUCAACAAGAAGUUUGGGCCAUUCUUUCCCGUGCCCAGGUACAUUUUGACCUCAACGAAGAGGGUGAAGUCCCUCCGUGACCCUUCGGCAAAGAUGUCCAAGUCUGACCCCGACAGACUGGCCACGGUGAAGGUGACCGACAGCCCCGAGGAGAUCGUGCUCAAGUUCCGCAAAGCUGUGACGGACUGCACUUCGGCAGUGACCUAUGACCCUGCAGCCCGCCAGGGGGUGUCCAACCUGGUCGCCAUCCACGCUGCAGUGGCUGGGCUGACUGUGGAGGAGGUGGUCCGCCAGAGUGCUGGGCUGGACACCGCACGCUUCAAGCUGCUGGUGGCUGACGCCGUCAUUCAGAAGUUUGCACCCAUCAGGGCUGAGAUUGAGAGGCUCCGGGCGGAGUCCGGACACCUGGAGGGGAUCUUGCAGGCCGGUGCCAAGCGCGCCAAAGAGCUUGCGGGGCCUGUGGGCCAGGAGGUCAGAAGACUGGUGGGGCUCUGCUAGUUGCUCCGGUGUCCCAGGGCCGGUGAACGUAGUCUUCCAGUUGGGCCCCCCGAGCACAUUGUCCAAGGAGCUGGGGUCUGGGACCCGGGGUCACUGUCUCUCCCUUUUCAUUCCAGUUCCCCAUGCAGCUGUGCUGGGGAGACAGAGCCAAUUAAAGCCCCAGGGCAGCCCCUACCUCCUGGGGCUCCAUAAGAGCACCUUCCUUGGGGCUCUUUGAGGUCUGCUCAGUAUUUCCCUCUGCAUGUGCCAGCAGCAAGCUGGCUCCUCGCCGUGCCGCGGCCCCCAAGUCAGGGAGAGGCCAGGAGCCCCCUGGAGGGGCUGUUGAGUGGUGCCCCAGCAGCGUCCGGAAGAGGGCUGCCUCAAGGUAUGCCCCAAAGGAGUUGGGCUCCAUUCCCAGCCUCAGGGAGGACUGGAUUGAGGCUAGAAGCAGCCAUGGGGUCAGGGAAGGUGGCGAUGUUAAGGGUGAAUUUGGUGGCCAUUCCUGGCCCACAUGUGCAAGGAGCCCUGGUAGGCAGGCCUUGUGGACCUCACCACUUCCUUGGACUUCUUGCAUUUCUCGCACCAGGAUGUCAGGGAUGAUAACAAGGCUGUACUGAGGAUCCAGUCCAACACAAACCGUAACUGAC
Molecule: messenger RNA, 1709 nt
Organism: Tachyglossus aculeatus (Australian echidna)
Lineage: Eukaryota; Metazoa; Chordata; Mammalia; Monotremata; Tachyglossidae
Gene: WARS2
Product: tryptophanyl tRNA synthetase 2, mitochondrial
Exons: 6
Coding region: 1-1083 (360 amino acids)
Biological process (GO): mitochondrial tryptophanyl-tRNA aminoacylation
Cellular component (GO): mitochondrion; mitochondrial matrix
Molecular function (GO): tryptophan-tRNA ligase activity; ATP binding
Source: RefSeq, a predicted model, not a curated record